AUGAAAAAAGGAUUUUUUAAAAUUACCUUUUUUAAAGUUAUUCUUCUACUUUCUUUAUAUUAUUCAGAGGGAUUGAAAUUAAAUGAUGUUAAUAUAAAUAACGACCUUUUUGAUAAUCAAUUAAUAAGAUAUAAAAGAGCCAGUUCAGGAAAUUCAUCAACUCAGAAAACAGAAACUUCAUCAACCGAUUCAAGUUUAACAACUGCCAACAUCACAACAGUUUCUGAAAUUUCAACAAAUACUACUAACACAACAGUUUCUGAAAGCACAUCAAUUGCUAUAACUAUAACAAGUUCUGAAAACACAACACACUCUGAAACAACAUCAGCUGAUAUAACCACAACAAGUUCUGAAACCUCAACACAUUCUGAAACCACGACAAUAACUAAUACAAGUGAAGCAACUUUGACUCCAGUUAAUACUACUACAAGUUCACUAACUACUAAAAAACCUGGUUUAUUCCAAACAUUACUUGGUAAUUUUGGUGGAAUGAUUGGAGCUAUAUUUGAUAGUUUUUUAAUUACAAAUUCAACAAGAAAUAUGACUGAUAUAGUCAAUAAUUCAACUAUAGAAGUUCCAACUACACAAGCAUCAACAUCUACCGACUUAACUACAUCAAAUGUGGUCACUACAACCAGUUCCAAAUGA
Messenger RNA from Strongyloides ratti, 648 nucleotides. RefSeq lists its product as hypothetical. Lineage: Eukaryota; Metazoa; Nematoda; Chromadorea; Rhabditida; Strongyloididae. The record is from RefSeq and is a predicted model, not a curated record. The transcript has 4 exons. The coding region runs from base 1 to 648 and encodes 215 amino acids.